AUACACCUGGGUGACUGGAAGAGAACCACUGACAUAUUACGAUAUGAAUCUUUCAGCACAAGAUCAUCAAACAUUUUUCACAUGCGAUACUGACCAUUUAAGGCCUGCAGAUGCCAUAAUGCAAAAGGCUUGGAGAGAAAGGAACCCACAGGCCAGAAUCUCUGCAGCACAUGAAGCUUUAGAGUUAAAUGAGUGUGCCACUGCUUACAUUCUCUUGGCAGAAGAGGAAGCAACAACUAUUGUGGAAGCAGAAAAACUGUUUAAACAGGCUCUGAAAGCAGGUGAAGGCUGCUAUAGGCGUAGCCAACAAUUACAGCACCAUGGUACCCAAUAUGAAGCUCAGCACAGACGGGACACUAAUGUUUUAGUCUACAUUAAAAGGAGACUGGCAAUGUGUGCGAGAAAACUGGGGAGAACCAGGGAAGCUGUGAAAAUGAUGAGAGAUUUGAUGAAGGAAUUCCCUCUUCUUAGUAUGUUCAACAUCCACGAAAAUUUGCUAGAAGCCUUGCUGGAGUUACAAGCAUAUGCAGAUGUUCAAGCUGUUUUAGCAAAAUAUGAUGAUAUAAGUUUACCAAAAUCAGCAACAAUAUGCUACACAGCUGCCCUUCUCAAAGCCAGAGCUGUGUCUGACAAGUUUUCUCCAGAGGCAGCUUCAAGAAGAGGACUAAGCACAGCAGAAAUGAAUGCAGUGGAAGCUAUUCACAGAGCAGUAGAAUUUAAUCCACAUGUGCCAAAAUAUCUCCUAGAAAUGAAAAGCUUAAUAUUACCCCCUGAACAUAUUUUGAAGCGAGGCGACAGUGAAGCAAUUGCUUACGCUUUCUUUCACCUUCAGCAUUGGAAAAGAGUUGAAGGGGCUCUGAAUCUCUUACACUGUACGUGGGAAGGCACUUUCAGAAUGAUCCCUUAUCCUUUGGAAAAAGGGCACCUUUUUUAUCCUUAUCCCAUUUGUACCGAAACAGCAGACAGAGAGCUUCUUCCAUCAUUUCAUGAAGUCUCUGUUUACCCCAAGAAAGAGCUUCCAUUCUUUAUUCUGUUCACUGCUGGAUUAUGUUCUUUCACGGCUAUGUUGGCCCUUCUGACACAUCAGUUCCCAGAACUAAUGGGAGUUUUUGCAAAAGCAUUUCUUAGUACUCUCUUUGCUCCCUUAAACUUUGUGAUGGAAAAAGUGGAAAGCAUCCUUCCCUCCAGUCUCUGGCAUCAGCUAACGAGGAUCUAAAGGAAAACAGUUCUCAAUGACUGCCAUAUUUUCUGUGCCAACUCCCUGUUGACUACCAGAAAGCAUGAUUUCUUUUUUAGAAGAGAACCCAUUUUAAGCUCUUCAUAAAUUGUCUGUUAUCAUACAUUUUUGUUGUACAAAAUACAUUGAUGUUUGAUUCUAUUUUGCUUUCAAGAAACAAAAAAUAAAAAAAUAAACUUUUGUGUAUGGCAACCAUUUGAUCUGGUUUUAAUUCUCUUCUAGCUUCCA
Thamnophis sirtalis is the source of this 1465-nucleotide messenger RNA. NCBI's taxonomy places the organism in Eukaryota, Metazoa, Chordata, Lepidosauria, Squamata, Natricidae. The record is from RefSeq and is a predicted model, not a curated record.